Messenger RNA from Pleurotus ostreatus (oyster mushroom), 1068 nucleotides. RefSeq lists its product as uncharacterized. Gene Ontology annotation, molecular function: antiporter activity. The coding region runs from base 1 to 1068 and encodes 355 amino acids. The transcript is spliced from 7 exons. The record is from RefSeq and is a predicted model, not a curated record. Lineage: Eukaryota; Fungi; Basidiomycota; Agaricomycetes; Agaricales; Pleurotaceae. Gene Ontology annotation, biological process: protein O-linked glycosylation via fucose; GDP-fucose import into Golgi lumen. Gene Ontology annotation, cellular component: Golgi apparatus.
AUGCCAGGCCACUCGACAAACAACGAUGCGACAGUUCUCCAGGUCGCGGGGGUGGUCAGUUUCUAUAUGUGUGCAGCGUUGGUGAUGGUGUUUGUGAACAAGGCCGUGCUGAAUAGCUCGCCAGACAUCCCCCUGAUGUUACUUCUCAUUCAGCUCAUCAUCGCAGUCGUUCUCUUGCACGCAUCAGCCUUGGUAUCGAAGCGGAUUGAAAUCCCUAAACUAGAGCUCGAUGUCGCUAAGAAACUGUUCCCUGUCGUUGCAGUGAACAUUAUCGGUUUGGUGUUCAACACCCUCUGUCUGCGCGACGUAGAGGCAUCCUUCUUCCAGAUUGCCAGAGGCCUUAAUCUUCCUCUCACAAUAUUGGUGUCAAGUAUCGUUACGAGGAGCGUGCCCUCUCAGAAGGUCGUCCUUGCUGCAAUCCUUGUCACAUUCGGAUUCUUGUGCGGCGUCACACCCUCAUCGUCUCUUCCAACUAAAGCCACUCCUUCACUUGUGUCGCUCAUUUAUGGUGUCCUAUCUUCACUUUUCAUUGCAUUCCAUGCCGUCCUCAUCAAGAGUUCCCUACCCUACUGCAACAACUCCGCUAUUCAGCUUGCCUACUGGACCAACCUGGGCUCCGCUAUCAUGAUUCUCCCAUUCGUGCUCUUCCGCGGCGAGCCUGCGAUUUUGCAAUCACUAACGGCAACCGCGGAUUGGAAUAGCAAUGUCUUCCUAUGGGGAACUCUUGUCACGGGCUUCUUUGGUUUCCUGCUCUGUAUCGCCGGUUUGCUCAGCAUCAAAGUCACCAGCCCGAUCACACACAUGUUCUCUAGCGCAGCAAGAUCGGUAUUACAGACUCUCCUUGGGGUCUGGAUUUUCAGCGACAUACUCACAGUCAACCGAGGCGUAUCUAUCAUGAUCAUUCUAGCGGGGACGCUGUUCUUCACUUGGAUUAAACACGUCGAGACAGCCGCAAAGGCUCCACGACGUCCCGCAGACAUUGAAUCCGGCGCUUCGGCAUCAAAGACGGAAUCAGAAGUCGAGACGGUCGUGUGGCAAGCUCCCGAGAAGCUUGAAGAAGAUAAAUAA